Messenger RNA from Salarias fasciatus (jewelled blenny), 1068 nucleotides. Its product is annotated as protein ALP1-like. Bases 1 to 1068 code for a protein of 355 amino acids. The transcript has 3 exons. NCBI's taxonomy places the organism in Eukaryota, Metazoa, Chordata, Actinopteri, Blenniiformes, Blenniidae. The record is from RefSeq and is a predicted model, not a curated record.
AUGGCGAAGAGGGAGCUGCGGGAGGAUGAGGGUCGCUUCCAGGGCUACUUUCGUCUCUCCCGGGCCCAGUUUGACGACCUGCUGGCCCGCAUCGGUGCUCGGAUCACUCUCCAGGACACCAACUACAGACGCUCAAUUCCUCCUGAAGAGCGCCUGUCCAUCUGUCUCCGGUUUCUGGCCACUGGGGACUCCUACAGGACCAUCGCCAGCAGCUUCAGGGUGGGCAUUUCAACUGUCUCCCAGAUAAUCCCACAGGUGGUGACAGUCAUCUGGGAGAGCCUGGUGGAGGAGUUUAUGCCUGUUCCUGGAGCAGAGGAGUGGAGGUCCAUUGCGGAGGAGUUUGAGGAGCGAUGGAACUUUCCUCUGUGCUGUGGUGCUGUGGAUGGGAAGCACAUUCAAAUGAAGGCACCCCCCAACUCUGGCUCCCUGUAUUUCAACUACAAGUUGCACCAUUCCCUGGUCCUGCUUGCAGUUGUAGAUGCGAGAUACAGGUUCAGGGUGAUAGAUGUUGGAGGUUAUGGCAGAACCAGCGAUGGAGGGAUCUUUGCCAACUCCGCCUUUGGCCAGGCUCUGCGUGCAGGUACACUGGAUCUGCCUCCAAACCAGCACUUACCCGGAGCUGACCACCGAGGGUCCCAGCCUCAUGUGUUUGUGGCAGACGAGGCGUUUCCUCUUCGCCCCUACCUGAUGCGCCCCUUUCCUGGACGUGGUGGCCUAACCCUGGAGCAGCGCAUCUUUAACUACCGCCUCUCCCGGGCCCGGCUGGUGGUGGAGGAUGCGUUCGGGAUUUGGUCGUCCCAGUGGAGAAUGUUCCGCACUCUGCUGGAAAUCCACCCUGAAGUUGUUGAGAAAUGUGUGAAGGCGACGUGUGUUCUCCACAACUUCAUGAGGAUGUCUGCAGAUGGGCGAGCGCCUGCAUGCAGAGGAGCGGUGGAGCAAGAGGAGCCACUUCCAGGUGUGCGGCGGAUGGGGGCCAACAAUGCGACCCGAGACGCACUCAACACUCGAGAUGUGUUCAUGGCCCACUUCUGUGAGGAGGGAGCAGUACCGUGGCAGCCAGCAGAAUAG